AUGAAAACGGAUUAUUGGUUGGCCAAAUAGCUAAGCAGCUGAAUUGAAUGCAAUUAGUUGGUUUGUUGUCUACUUUGGCUACUUAUCUUUUUCCUCAGGAAAAAUGAGUUGUACUUCCUAAUAAAGCUGUCUCUUCUACAGAGAAUGGAAAAUCAAGUGAAGAAAGUAUUGCUUACUGCCAAUGAAGAUGAGAUUUCACUGAAUAUUGCUUAUCAUUUAGCCAAACGAGGAUGCAGGUUGGUUUUGAUGGGCAAAGAGAAUUAUCUAAGAAGUAUCAGCGAGAAGAUAACAGGUUCAGUGAAGGGAGCUUUACCAGUGGAGGUUGUAGGAUUGGAUAUGGAGGAGGAGGAGAGGGAAGGAGCUUUCGAUGAGGCAGUGGAUAAGGCAUGCAGGACUCUGGGGAAUUUUGAUGCUUUUGUACAUUGCUAUGACUAUGAAGGAAAGAUGCAAGGCCAUUUGCAAUUAGCAGAAGAUGAGUUCAAAAAGACGCUGAGGAUAAACUUCAUGGCUCCGUGGUUUCUGUUAAAGGCUGUUGGAAGAAGAAUGCGAGAUAAUAAUUCAGGGGGUUCAAUCAUAUUUAUAACCUCAAUAAUUGGUUCUGAGAGAGGAAUUUAUCCAGGUGCUGCUGCAUAUGGUUCAUGUUCAGCUGCAAUCCAACAAUUAGUUAGACAUUCGGCUUUGGAAAUUGGGAAAUACAAGAUCAGGGUGAAUGCAAUUGCCCGUGGUUUGCACCUAGAAGAUGAAUUUCCAGUGACAGUAGGAAAGGAGAGAGCAGAGAAGUUGGUCAAGGAGGUGGCACCACUCCAAAGAUGGCUUGAUGCUAAAAGAGAUCUAGCAUCUACCAUCAUUUACUUAAUCAGUGACGGCUCACGCUUCAUGACUGGGACAACUAUUUUCGUCGAUGGAGGACAAUCUUUAUCAAGGCCUCGGUUUAAAUCUUUCAUGUAAUAGCUUUUUCUUUUCUUCUUUUAUUUUGAUAUGCUGUCACAAACAGCAAAACAAAAGCUACUCGCACUGAAAGGAGCUGAACUAAGUAGCUGAAAGAGCUGCUGGAAGCAAGGGUUGGAGAGUCCUCGCUGAGCUGGUUAUUGUCAGCAAAUAAGCGGGAAAAAAGUUGUUAAGAGUUAGAAAGAAGUUAGACUUUUUAUAGUUAGCUUUUGAGAAAUAUUAAAGCAGAUUUAAAUUCCAUUUGUUGAAUCUAAAAAGGUAACUGUAACAGUAAAUUAAUUAUGGUUCAUGAAUAAAUGCAGUACAAUUUUCUAGAA
Molecule: messenger RNA, 1265 nt
Organism: Ricinus communis (castor bean)
Lineage: Eukaryota; Viridiplantae; Streptophyta; Magnoliopsida; Malpighiales; Euphorbiaceae
Product: 3-oxoacyl-[acyl-carrier-protein] reductase FabG
Exons: 5
Coding region: 145-948 (267 amino acids)
Source: RefSeq, a predicted model, not a curated record